AAUGUUAUCAGAACUUGAAAUACAAGCAGUUAUUGGAUUUACAGGUAUAUUGACAAUAUAAUUAUUUCAGGUAAAAUUACUUAAGGCUUGAUAUUGCAUCCAGAUAAUGAGGUAUUGUUUAAAUGAUCAUUAAAAGCAUAUAAUCUAUCCAUUGGGUUCCACAAUCGUUGUUAGACAUAUAAUUAGCAGAGCUUAAACAUUUUUAAGGUAUAAUAUAACAUGAAUUUUGCUAGAGGACAUGACAAUUAGAUUUCUGUGAUAACAGUUUCUCGUUCAGGCGAUUAUGUUGCUUCUGGAUAGAGGACUUAUAUGGGAUUUUAAGCUGAUAUUAUAAUUUGGGAUUUCAAGGAAAGAAGCAUGAUUCACAGAUUGAAAUUACAUAAAGUUUUGAUUUAGUCUCUCAGUUUUUCCUACAAUGAAUUAUACUUAGCCUCAUUAGGAGGAAUCGAUGAUAAAAAUAUGUUGAUUGUUUGGGACAUUAAAGCAGGAAAAGCCUUGUAUGGUACUCCAAAUAGAGAUCCUGUUAAUUAAGUUUAAUUUUACAACCAAUCAGAUGAAAAAAUGAUAGCAGUUUUAAAUACUGGAGUUUAAAUUUUAACAAUUGAUAAAUAAAAUAAAAAGGUAUAGUAUAACCCUAUAUUAAAGAUCUAAUCUGUUGAUGUCAACUUUGGUAACGUAAAGCGUACAUUCACUUGUGUUGCAAUAGAUAAAAAUGACAAAUAUUGCUAUUGCGGUACAAAAACAGGAGAUGUAUUUGAAAUUCAAAUGGAUAUGGCUAUUUAUAAAAGAUUAGCUCCAGUAAAGAAGUUAUUCAGUUAAGGAGUUAAUUGUGUAGGUUUAUUACCUAAUGGCGAUAUUAUUGUUGGUGCUGGUGAUGGAAUGAUAGCAAAAGUGUCAUUUUAAACAAUGCAAAUAGUUGCAAGUAGUGAACUUUUGGGAGGAGUAACCUCAAUAACAUUCACAAAUGAUUAUACUCAUUUUUUCACAGGAACUAGUCAGAGCAAUAUUUAUUGGUUGGACACUGAGAAAUUAAUUCCAGAGUUAAGAAACACAUGUCAUUAUGAAAGAAUUAAUGAUGUUGCCUUUCCUCAUAAUUAUUCAGAUGUCUUUGCUACAAGUUCUUUGAAUGACAUUAGAGUUUGGAAUGCUAAAAAUAGAUAAGAAUUGCUAAGAAUCUAAGUUCCUAAUUUAGAAUGUUGGGCAGUUGCAUUUAUGAAUGAUGGAAAAAGUAUAGUGAGUGGAUGGAGUGAUGGCAAAAUUAGAGCAUUCUUGCCUUAAUCAGGUAGAUUGAUGUAUGUUAUAAAUGAUGCACAUAUUCAUGGAUGUACAUCUUUGACAUGCACAUCUGAUUGCUAAAGAAUUAUCUCAGGAGGAUCUGAAGGAGAAGUUAGAGUUUGGGAAAUAGGCAAACAAACCUAAGUUAUGAAGUCAUCUAUGAAAGAACAUAGAGGAAGAGUAUGGUCAAUUCAAGUUAGAAGAAAUAAUGAAUAAGCUGUUAGUGCAAGUGCAGAUGGUUCUUGUAUAAUUUGGGAUCUCAAAUCAUUUACUAGAGUUAUGUGUCUAUUUGAAAGCACGUUAUUUAAAAUGGUCCUUUAUCAUCCCGAAGAAAGUCAAUUACUCACUACUGGAAGUGAUAGAAAAGUAAUCAUUUUAUUGUUAAUUAUUAGAUUACUUACUGGGAAACUUUUGAUGGUUAAGCAAUCAGAAUGUUGGAUGGUUCAGAAGAAGGAGAAGUUAAUGCCCUUGCCAUCACAAAAGAAGGGGAACAUUUUGUCUCUGGAGGAGAAGAUAAAGAAGUCAAGCUUUGGGGCUAUGAUGAAGGAAUCUGCUAUUUUAAAGGAUAAGGACAUUCAGGCACAAUCACUAGGGUACUAUUUGCCACUUUUCUUAGAUUACAAUUAGUCCAGAUCAAAAAUCCAUUAUUUCUGUCGGUGCUGAGGGAGCUAUCUUCAUUUGGAAAAUGCCUGAGUCUGUAAUCAACGCUAAAGCACAACAAGAAUUACCUACUGUUCAAAGUGUAAAAAAAUAGAACGAACUUUAACAACAAACAUAAUAAUAAUAAUCUUUAUAAGCUCCCAAAGAUUCAUAAUCAUAAAAAUCUAAUCCAGUUGCUAAAUCUGUUAAGUCAGGAACGAAAUCAUCUAAAAAAUGAUU
Messenger RNA from Paramecium pentaurelia, 2154 nucleotides. The record is from the annotation of a GenBank genome assembly. NCBI's taxonomy places the organism in Eukaryota, Ciliophora, Oligohymenophorea, Peniculida, Parameciidae.